UUUCAUAACUCCUCAGUCAGACAGCAGCAAUUCCUUCACAAGUGCAUCGACAAUCGGACGUAUUUAUUUUCAGGCCACAUUUUAUUUCGCUGUGAAGGAUUACAAACAAAUAAAUCACUUCAGGAGUUACGGCGGACGAGGAGAGAUCCUCUCAGACAUGAUGGAGAUUGAAUUGCCUAAAAUGCACCAAAGCCAACAGGACAUGGAUCUGAUAGAUAUCCUGUGGAGGCAGGACGUGGACCUGGGAGCGGGCAGGGAGGUGUUCGACUUCAGCUUCAGACAGAAGGAGGUGGAGCUGCGGCGGCAGCGUGAGCAGGAGGAGGAGAAGCAACAGCAGCGUCUGCAGGAUCAGGAGAAAGCUUUACUCGCACAACUCCAGCUGGACGAGGAGACCGGAGAGUUCGUGCCUCGAAGCCUUUCGGCGCAGACCAACACGACUCAUGGAGAAAUCACACAGAAUGGGGCUUUCGCAGGACACGAAGGUGAUGCCCUGUCAUUCGAUGAGUGCAUGCAGCUUCUGGCUGAGACUUUUCCGCUAGAUGAGCCAGCUGAGUCUUUGCAGCCAGCUCCACCUUGCCUGGAUGCCUCGGUCCCACCAUCCACAGAUCUCAUGAUGCCCACAAACAGCCCAGUCUUUACCCAGAAUCCUUUGCUUCCAGGCUCUCUGGAUCAAGCCUGGAUGGAGUUGCUCUCACUCCCAGAGUUGCAGCAGUGUCUCAACAUGCAGAUGCAGGAGACAUUAAAUAUGGAUGGCUUUUUAAAACCCUCCGGAGAAACACAGAACCCAAGCUACAGCCAAUAUCUGCCCGGGAUGGACCAUCUCCCGUCCGCCCAGACCGAGGUGUGUCCCCCUGAAUACAUCAACACCUAUGACGGAUCCUUCAGCAAUAUGGUGUCGCCCAACCUCAGCCAGAUGAGUCUGAACGUCCCGGAUGUGGGAGCCGAGUUCGGGCCUGAAGAGUUUAAUGAGCUGUUUUAUCCUGAGAUGGAGGCAAAAGUGAACCCUCUCACGUGCGACGGAGGACAUAUGGUCCACCAACUGGCCGAGAUUUCCAACGAUCCUCCUGUAAAUCCAAUGGAUCUGCAAAGCUUUUCACCGGGGAACUUCAGCUCAGAAAAACCAGAACCAAUGGUGGAAUUCGCAGAUUCGGAUUCUGGCUUGUCGUUGGACUCCAGUCCUCACACGAGCUCCCCGGGGAAGUCCUUAAACGGAGAUGAAUCCUUCGGUUUCAGUGAUUCCGACUCUGAAGAGAUGGACGGGAGUCCGGGAAGCAUGGAGUCCGAUUAUACCGAGAUAUUCCCGCUGGUUUACCUUACUGACGAAGCUCAGGCGUCUCUCUCGGAGAAAUCCGCCGCGGAGCAACGGGAGAUAAAGGCAAAGAACCCAAAGACGGAGCCGGUGGAGGCCAGUGGCUUUUCCAAACCUCCCUUCACCAAAGACAAGCAGAAGAAACGCUCCGAGGCCCGGCUCUCCCGUGACGAGCAGAGAGCGAAAGCCUUGCAGAUCCCCUUGACCGUGGACAUGAUCAUCAAUCUGCCCGUGGACGACUUCAACGAGAUGAUGUCCAAGCACCAGCUCAACGAGGCCCAGCUCGCCCUCAUCCGAGACAUCCGGCGCCGGGGCAAGAACAAGGUCGCCGCGCAAAACUGCCGCAAGCGGAAGAUGGAUAACAUCGUGGGUCUGGAGUCCGAGCUGGACUCGCUGAAGGAGGAGAAGGAGCGAUUGAAGAAGGAGAAGAGCGAGCGUAGCACCAGUCUGAGAGAGAUGAAGCAGCAGUUGAGUACCCUGUACCAAGAGGUCUUCGGGAUGCUUCGAGACGAGCAGGGCAAGCCUUUCUCGCCCAACGAAUACUCCCUUCAGCACACCGCGGACGGCACCGUUUUCCUCGUUCCUCGCCUUAAAAAGACUCUCGUUAAGAACAACUAGCCCUGUUUUUCCUCUUCUCUCUCCUUCCACACUUGCUUCUGUUUUUUGGUACUGCUUUUCUCUUGCCAACACUGUGUCCUGACCAGGCAUGACGCAAUAAAGCGGAAAAGGCCCUUCCAUGUUAGUGUGUUUGGCUAACCAGCCUCAGGACAGUCUGUCAAUCAAUUGGCUUCAAUUGGUGGGUAGCUCCGCCCACAGUGGAAUCUGAUUGGUCCAAAAACAUUAAACGUCAACUGUGCUCGGAUUUUUGGUUCAGUUUAAGUGUCGAACACCUCCAGAGACUUGUCACGCAACUGGUUAGGACACGGUGUAAGCUUUACGCAAAGGAAACAACUAAAUAGGAGCGUAUUUUGCUUAUACAUCAACCGUUGAAAUGGCAGAACUAUUAUAUACGUUUUGCGUAUUCUACUUUCCUAAUAUUCUUAAUCUCUGUUGGAUUUUAUACUUCUUUAUAUUUUCUCUGAGAUUCUUUUACCGAUAUGGUUUGUAAAUACAUUUAUACUUUAUUUGCUAUUGAGAUAGGAACAAAUGUAUUGUACAUAAAUAGAUCUCGUUUUAGUAUGCUAAAAAUGGUUAUGAUAAUUUGAAGUCAGUUUUUAUAUCCUAAUUUACUAUUCUAUUGCUAUUUUAUCUCUUGACUUUAUGGCUUUAUAUUAAAUAAAUAUUUAAACCAG
Messenger RNA from Pimephales promelas (fathead minnow), 2601 nucleotides. It is a transcript of the gene nfe2l2a, whose product is annotated as nfe2 like bZIP transcription factor 2a. Gene Ontology annotation, biological process: cellular response to oxidative stress; regulation of transcription by RNA polymerase II. Lineage: Eukaryota; Metazoa; Chordata; Actinopteri; Cypriniformes; Leuciscidae. Gene Ontology annotation, molecular function: RNA polymerase II cis-regulatory region sequence-specific DNA binding; DNA-binding transcription factor activity, RNA polymerase II-specific. Gene Ontology annotation, cellular component: nucleus. The record is from RefSeq and is a predicted model, not a curated record.